Molecule: messenger RNA, 738 nt
Organism: Pochonia chlamydosporia 170
Lineage: Eukaryota; Fungi; Ascomycota; Sordariomycetes; Hypocreales; Clavicipitaceae
Product: spherulation-specific family 4
Exons: 1
Coding region: 1-738 (245 amino acids)
Source: RefSeq, a predicted model, not a curated record
AUGAACAGGCCCUUCGUCCUCAUACCUCUGUACAUUUACCCACUCGAGAAGGCAUGGGAACCGCUGUUUCAGAUCGCCGAAGCACACCCCGAGGUGCUUUUCGUCGCCAUUAUCAAUCCUAACAGCGGUCCGGGCCAAACGUCACUACCUGAUGCGAGCUACGUGGCGGCGCUGCGUCGGAUGCGCAAAAUUCCAAACAUCCACACCCUAGGCUACGUUCACUGCAGUUAUGGUCAUCGGCCCGUUGACGCCAUCAAGGCGGAAAUUGACGUCUAUCGCGGGUGGAAGGGCUGCCUCGAGCUGGGUGGCAUCUUCUUUGACGAGACGCCGUCCGAUGCUCACUACGUGCGGUUCAUGGCCACCCUGGCUGACCACACUAGGUCGACAUGGCAGCGGGACCUGGGAAGGUACGGAAGGGUUAUUUAUAACCCUGGUGUUGUGGUUGGACACAAAUACUUUGACUACCCUGACUACGUCGUCGUCUUUGAGCAGUCGCAUGAUCACUGGAACCGUAUUUUUGCAGAGCAAGAGCUACGGUAUGCUUCGGCCGAAGCACGGGCCAAAUCAGUGGCCAUUAUUCACUCUAGUCCGGCAAAGGGCAGCAUGGUUGAAGCUCUGACGAGGCAGAUUCGAUCCCUUGGGGUUACGGGCAUUUUUGUGACGGAUGAGCAAGGUGGUGGCUACACAAAAUGGCCUGUAACAUGGAAGCAAUUCGCUGAAGCCAUGGCCGCCAUGUAG